AUGGCGCACGACUAUCGCUUCCCACUUGACCACGAGGACAAGAAGCUGAUAAGGUUCGAUAACCCGUACUUUGAUUCCAGAAAAGCCCAAAGCACGUUAUCUAUCCCACCAACCGAUGCGCCUGUAGACUACGUUGAGGUCGCCACCCAGUUCCUCGAAGCCGAAUACACAAACCCCGAUUCGCCCAUUCACCAGGAUCCUAAACUGCUAACCCCGCCAGAGCCUGAUGAUAUACUUCCCAAGCCUCUCAAAACCGCGGUUGAGGUUUUUAAUGCCGCACGUAUAUGGCUCAAGUGCCCCUUAGACCACGCCAUCGUAAUGAGAUACCCUAUCGAACUUGCGCAACGCAACGGCUGCCUGGGCGAUGUUCGGGUAACGCUAUACUACGAGAGUUCCACGAGGACACACGCACCGAGAAUGGUCAUGCUCGUGAAAUGGUUGAGCCCGAACACACUGGGUGGUAUCGUUCAAGAUGAUGUGAUCGAUCGACGUUACGUGGACGAGGCAAAAGCUCUAAACUCCUAG
Molecule: messenger RNA, 525 nt
Organism: Alternaria atra
Lineage: Eukaryota; Fungi; Ascomycota; Dothideomycetes; Pleosporales; Pleosporaceae
Exons: 1
Coding region: 1-525 (174 amino acids)
Source: RefSeq, a predicted model, not a curated record